AACGGUGAAACAGCUGAGUGAGAACCUCCAUUACGAAGAACACGAGUCGAAAAUAUCAUAUUACAAAAUGUCUGCAAAAACACUUUGUUUUCUCCUGGUAAUCCUGGUGAUAUCUUACGACAUUGAAGCAUUCGCAGCCGGCGCUGGAAAUAUUGGAAUCACGGGAAGAAAAAGAGGCUUAGUAACCAAGGUAAGGUGUUAUCACGGACGCAAAACUAAGAAUUUUCUUUAAGCAAACCAAUAACAAAUUUUUGCCAGUUUUGAACUAGUUCGAUGUCACAAAGAGGUCAUUGCGAUUUCUCUAAUAUAGUGAGUCAAGUCAGUUUUCAAAGAUAUUCCUUCGUUCUUUUUGUGCUUAAUUUUAUGAUUCAUUACACAAAGGCUACUUCCCCACAAAACGCAAACUUUAAUUUCUAGCUAAUAUUUUAUCGUGCAGUAAAGUAAAAUUGGCUAUGUGAAAAUAUUGUUUGAAAACCGUAUAUCAAGAAUUGGUUUCAAUUUUACUCGCUGUAAAAGUGAAUUCGCUGGAACCGACAACAAGAGUUACCCGUGGGAAAGCGAUUGAAGAAACAAGCAUUAAAUUAAGAUGCGUGAAGCAUCAGUCAAUUUUCCAUUUUUCUUUUUUUGCUCAAAUUUCCAAGCUUUUUCUCUGUCUUUUUGACAUUUUACAGCAACAGUAUGUGGAAAUAUAUUUUUGCAAUUUUCUUUGUAAUAAGCGUUUGCUGUCUUAAGGUCAAUAUAUUCGUAAAUUACCUAUAAAAAAUAAAUGUUUCGUUGUUGAUUGAGUCAACUCUAAAUACAUUGUGCGAAAGUCACCCAUGAAUGCAGCCUUACACUUUUACAGAAGAAGCACUGCAUGUAAUUAAUCUUUUAUAUAAAAAAGUUGAUAGUUUUACUAGGCUAGCGUUAGGCCUUGAAGGGAGGCAAAGGAAACAAUUUUCUUCCAAAUAGGAAAAAUGCGGGCUAUCGAGGCUUCUCCAAAGGCCAGAAAUAUAUGGAAGUGAGAUUGAAUUUAUAACUUUAACUAAUUCACUUUUAAUAUUUCACUUUAACUAUGACUUUUAAUCUCGUUCCGGCUCAGAAAUUCAGAUUGAUUUUGUGCACAUGAUUUUGGAAUAUUUGAAAAUUUAUGGUCACAGCAACGCCAUUUUCGGCAGGAUGGGCAGUUGCAUGAGACCAAUGGUUGAGGCUAUUUUCAUUUUUUCAGCGGCAGAAUCAUUGACUGAGGGUGGGUGGAGCAAUUGCAAGCCCAACUAGUUAUGGUAUCUAGUUUAAAAAAAGGAAGUUGGAUACGGUAGUUUGACUGAAAUAUGUAGGUUGCAAAAAAUCAUAAUCUAACUCAAUUUAAACUGGAUAUAUUUGGAUAUGAUAGAUAGUGGGGCUGCACUCCAAAUUGCAUAAAAUAUCCGCCAAAUUUUUUUAGUUUUCUUCUGGCUGAAGUCACUCACCAAGGCUUCUAGCUUUUAAGUCUUUUUAGAAUUUGUGAGUACCGGAUGGGCCAUCAGGAAAAGGGGACCUAACCGAGACGUGGUGAACUGCAUGCAUUGUUUUAUUAAGUCUCUUGAGUUUCAUUUUUGGCAUUAUCUUUUAGGACUUUUAGACACAACGUUUUGGCAUGCAUUUCAAUCGGUAGACAAAGGUUUGGUCAUGAGAAUACUAAAACACCAACCUUAAGGGACCAACGGGACCCUCUCUACGGGGUGGGAGGUGGAUGGGGAGAGUUAUACUUUACUAGAGGGGCUAACAUUGGCACGGGGGGACUUGCUGCCAAAAGUGGCCCUGCACUCAAAUAAUGGAGGGUGCCCUUUACCGGAUUUCUUGAGGGAGUCUUCUAGGGAAAACUGAUACAGUAUAAAUGUUUAUUGACAUUUCGUAUUAUUUCGAGUAUGAAUUAUACAUGUUUAAGCACUUUCGCAGACUGGGUCUCUAUAUAGACGUAGCUCAAUUAUUAAAUUUCCAGAAUUGAUCAUACUGCAGCUCUUCCGUUUACAGCUAGUAAAACCUGUACUGCUUUGAUACAAACGGAAUGAGUUCUUCUUACUGGAAAUUUUAUAUUUCUUUUUCAUUUUGACCUGAAAACAUAUAUAUACAGCUAUUUCAAUUAAGGUUGUAUACGAACAAAGCGGAAAAGUCGAAUACGAGCGCGAAAGGCUGCUGGGAAUCGCUCAUUAAUUUGUUAGCGAUUCCCAGCAGCCUUUCGCGCUCGUAUUCGACUUUUCCGCUUUGCUCGUGGACAACCUCAAUUGAAAUAGCUGUAUACAAGUGAAUUGGCCUCUUGACUUGAAAGCAUAUAUAUACAAGUGAAUUAACCUCUUCGCGACUCUCCUUAGCCCUCUUAUAUAGGCAUGCUUUCCCGCGCGUUUUGUUCCUUGCAAAUUUGGCCUCAACUGCUCGCUGAGCUUAUAGCAAUAAUUAUAUAAAAAAUUAUCAAAGUUUACAUCAAUAUUCUCGUUUUAUCGCGCUUGAAAAUAAAACAUACAAGAUGUUCGCAUGCCCGCCUCUCAACUUCAAAUUAUUAAUUCAGCAUAAAUAUUAAAUACAGACAAAUGUGCAGUUGUUCACGACUUUAUAAGGGGGGGCUUUAUACACUGAGUAGCUAGUGAUAUUUUGCUUUUGGAUGGAAGAUUUAAAUUUCAUAUGUUUACAAAAUGUUGGAUGUUUGUUCACUGAAAUGGUUUCAAACAUAUAUCUGAAGGGUUCUCAGGAUUCUUCAUAUUCUUAAAAUCAUAUUUCAAUGAAUAACGGCUGUGAGAAUUAUAAUGAGAUGCACGACUCUAGUAUAUCCGUCAUGUUCAGUUUUUUAUAGAUAUUAAUAUGAGCGCCAAUAUUAUUUGAACUAGACUAAUUAUAAACAUAUAAACAAAUUCCGCGCCUUUUCGAAAUUGAUCGUUCAAGAUUAAGACAACUGGAAUAUUAAUCUAGAUUUAUAUGCGGUUAAAAUGUUAUUAAUUGGCAUAGUAAAUAGAUAUAUAUAGUGCCGCCUUGCAUGCAUGCCUUAUAAUUGAGAAAAUAUCAUAUUUUGAAGCCAAAAUCAGACCGUAUAUCCAUAGAUUAUAAUUAAGCAACGGUCGAAUGGCAACAAACGGAAUAAACAAAGUGAAAUGACUAAAAAGUAAAAAGAAAAGAAUAGUGAAAAAAUCAGACACUGUUAAAAUUCUUUCGAUGUACUGAUAAGCGAGCAAACAUUCACAAGUUAAUUGCAUGGACUUUGACAUCCUUGUUAAUAUAUUCACAAAGUACUUCCCAACUGAAAUUUUCAUAUCGUUUAGAUUGAGCAAAAUUUAAUUGUCUUGGGAAACACAUUUGACAAAAGACACUAUAAUGACAUAUUUUAAUUAAGCCGCAAUUGUUUGACAUCAUUAGCAUUUAAUGAUAUUGUCGGGUACAUGAUAUGGAUCUAGAAAUUAUGUAUAUUAUUCAGUCAUAUUCGAUAAGCCACGAAAUUACCGUUGCUUAUUACAUGCGUUCAUUUCCCAGCGCUACAAUUAAAAGACAAUAAUAUAGCUUAUAGCCUAUAGGACGUGCCGUCAAGCAUUGAUUUUUCCCAUGAACGUGCUGUCUCGUACCCAGGCGUCUCUUUGUAAAAAAAAACAGUGAUGCGCAUAUGACGAGUUUACAUGAAGUAUUGUAGUGGGGAGAGAUGGCGAAGGGGCUGAUGGGAAGAGUGCACAACCCUUCCCAACAGCCCCUUCGCGCGUCGGCUGCCUACCUGAAUACUUCAUGUAAGCGCCUGGGUACGAAGCAGUUCCGGCUCAGAAAUUCAGAUUGAUUUUGUGCAUAUAAUUUUGAAAUAUUUGAAAAUUUAUGGUAACAGGAACGCCAUUUUCGGCACGAUGGGCCGUUGAAACCAAUGAUUGAGGCUAUUUUAAUUUUUUCCGCGGCAGAAUCAUUGUGACUGAGGGUGGAGGGAGCACUUGCAUGCCCACCUAGUUAUGGUAGCUAGUUUAAAAAAAAGGAAGUUGGAUGCGGUAGUUUGACUGAAAUAUGCAGGUUGCAAAAAAUCAUAAUCUAACUCAAUUUAAACUGGAUAUAUUUGGAUAUGAUAGAUAGUGGGGCUGCACAACAUCCUCCAAAUUUUUCUAGUUUUCUUCCGGCUGAAGUCACUCACCAAGGCUUCUAGCUUUUAAAUCUUUUUAGAAUUUGUGAGUACCAGAUGGGCCAUCAGAAAAAGGGGACCGAACCAAGACGUGGUGAACUGCAUGCAUUGUUUUAUUAAGUCUCUUGAGUUUUAUUUUUGGCAUUAUCUUUUAGGACUUUUAUACACAGCAUUUUCAGGCUACAUUUUAAUAGCUAGACAAAGGUUUGGUCAUGAGAAUACUAAAACACCCUUUUAAGGGACCAACGGGACCCUCUCUACGGGGUGGGGGGUGGAUGGGGAGAGAUAUACUUCACUAGAGGGGCUAACAUUGGCACGGGGGGACUUGCAUGCCAAAAGUGGCCCUGCACUCAAAUAAUGGAGGGUGCCCUUUACUGGAUUUCUUGAGGGAGUCUUGCAGGGAAAACUGAUACAGUAUAAAUGUUUAUCAACAUACUGGGUCUCUAUAUAGACGCAGCUCAAUUAUUAAAUUUCCAGAAUUGAUCAUACUGCAGCUCUUCUUUUACAGCUAGUAAAACCUGUACUGGUGUGAUACAAACGGGUCGAAUGAGUUCUUCUUACUGGAAAUUUUAUAUUUCUUUUUCAUUUUGACCUGAAAACAUAUAUAUACUGCUAUUUCAAUUAAGGUUGUCUACGAACAAAGCGGAAAAGUCGAAUACGAGCGCGAAAGCUGCUGGGAAUCGCUCAUUAAUUUGUUAGCGAUUCCCAGCAGCCUUUCGCGCUCGUAUUCGACUUUUCCGCUUUGCUCGUGGACAUGCAACCUUAAUCGAAAUAGCUGUAUACAAGUGAAUUGGCCUCUUGACUUGAAAGCAUAUAUAUACAAGUGAAUUAACCUCUUUGCGACUCUCCUUAGCCCUCUUAUAUAGGCAUGCUUUCCCGCGCGUUUUGUUCCUUGCAAAUUUGGCCUCAACUGCUCGCUGAGCUUAUAGCAAUAAUUAUAUAAAAAAUUAUCAAAGUUUACAUCGACAUUCUCGUUUUAUCGGGCUUGAAAAUAAAAUAUACAAGAUGUUCGCAUGCCCGCCUCUCAACUUCAAAUUAUUAAUUCAGCAUAAAUAUUAAAUACAGACAAAUGUGCAGUUGUUCACGACUUUAUAAGGGGGGGCUUUAUACACUGAGUAGCUAGUGAUAUUUUGCUUUUGGAUGGCAGAUUUAAAUUUCAUAUGUUUACAAAAUGUUGGAUGUUUGUUCACUGAAAUGGUUUCAAACAUAUAUCUGAAGGGUUCUCAGGAUUCUUCAUAUUCUUAAAAUCAUAUUUCAAUGAAUAACGGCUGUGAGAAUUAUAAUGAGAUGCAUGACACUAGUAUAUCCGUCAUGUUCAGUUUUUUAGAGAUAUUAAUAUGAGCGCAAAUAUUAUUUGAACUAGACUAAUUAUAAACAUAAAUUCCGCGCCUUUUCGAAAUUUAUCAUUCAAGAUUAAGACAACUGGAAUAUUAAUCUAGAUUUAUAUGCGGUUAAAAUGUUAUUAAUUAUGGAACUGACAUAGUAAAUAGAUAUAUAGUGCUGCCUUGCAUGCAUGCCUUAUAAUUGAGAAAAUAUCAUAUUUUGAAGCCAAAAUCAGACCGUAUAUCCAUAGAUUAUAAUUAAGCAACUGUCGAAUGGCAACAAAAGGAAUAAACAAAGUGAAAUGACUAAAAAGUAAAAAGAAAAGAAUAGUGAAAAAAUCAGACACUGUUAAAAUUCCUUCGAUGUAUAAGCGAGCAAACAUUCACAAGUUAAUUGCAUGGACUUUGACAUCCUUGUUAAUAUAUUCACAAAGUACUUCCAAACUGAAAUUUUCAUAUCGUUUAGAUUGAGCAAAAUUUAAUUGUCUGGGGAAACACAUUUGACAAAUGACACUAUAAUGACAUAUUUUAAUUAAGCUGCAAUUGUUUGACAUUCAUUAGCAUUUUAAGAUAUUGUCCGGUACGUGAUAUGGAUCUAGAAAUUAUGUAUAUUAUUCAGCCAUAUUCGAUAAGCCACGAAAUUACCGUUGCUUAUUACAUGCGCUCAUUUCCCAGCGCUACAAUUAAAAGACAAUAAUAUAGCUUAUAGCCUAUAGGACGUGCCGUCAAGCCGCAUUGAUUUUUCCCAUGAACGUGUGACUUCAGCAUCAUUGUGCACAACAUGAAUUUUUCAAAAUCUAUUCCAUCUACAAUUAUAAUAAAUUUACUGAAAAAUUACAACAUAUUGGGCUGGAAACCUACUAGAAAUGACACAGAGUUAGAAAGGAGAUACGCGGUAUUUUUAAAACAAUGGCAAAUGCACGUUUAAAAAUCUCAAUACAAAAUUCGCGAGAUAUCGAUUGAGUCUCAGAAUAAAAAUGAUAUUGAAAUGCCGAAUUUGCUAAAUACAAUAGUUCUCUUGAUGUUCUUAAGAUUGAAAAUUGAUUACAUCAUAUAUUUAAUAACAUAGAUUGAAAUUUCGCAAGAUAUUUCGCGAGAUUACGAGAUCCACGGAAUCAAUCGAUUUUGUGGCCUGCUCCCACCAUAUCCUGCUUAUUCGGUCACAGAUUGCGGAAUGAAUAAGCCAAACAUUGUUAUAAACGGCCCUUUGUUUCGAACAAAGAAAACAAAAGGUUAUGACAAUAAUAUUUGGCUUAUUUAUUCAGCAAUCUGGCAACCCUGAUAGAAAUUUUUAAAGAGUUCAUCAUAAAUUUGGCUAAUGUUUGUUUAAUAUACAAAUCAUGACCCUUAUAUGUUUUUUAUAUUUUAGGACUUCAGAAUCUUCAAAAAUAUUUGUACAUGGGCGAGUGAAUACUGUCCUUCAAACUCUGAUAACCGGUAUGCAACGAGAGUUGCAAAGAACGAAGGAACUCCGAAUAUCCUGGAAACGGGAGAAGAAAUUCUAUGACAGAAAUGCACCAUAAAUAUCCAUACAACAUGUAUUUUAUUUAAAUCAUUUGAUGAAAUAAAUUGAGAAAUAAGAACGAAAGACGAAAGAAUAUGUUGUUAUAUCUAUUUGAUUUUAUGUUGUAAUAAUAAAAAUGCAAUUCGAAGAUUAUUUAAUAUAUUGC
Paramuricea clavata is the source of this 7088-nucleotide messenger RNA. NCBI's taxonomy places the organism in Eukaryota, Metazoa, Cnidaria, Anthozoa, Malacalcyonacea, Plexauridae. The record is from the annotation of a GenBank genome assembly.